Messenger RNA from Spirometra erinaceieuropaei, 1023 nucleotides. Lineage: Eukaryota; Metazoa; Platyhelminthes; Cestoda; Diphyllobothriidea; Diphyllobothriidae. The record is from the annotation of a GenBank genome assembly.
AUGCGGCAACAAGUGUCAACUCUCCUCCUCCAGCACAAACCCCAAAGGGUGAUUUCCGAAGCAGAAGAACGAGAACUUCUGAGAAUGCGGAAGAUGAGGGAUAUCGUCACCCUGCCCGCCAACAAGGGACGCUCGACGGUUGUCAUGGACAAGACCGAGUACACGGCGAAACAGGAAGGUCUGUUGGAGGACGAAGUUGCCUAUAAGCUUUCGGAGACUGGCGGGUUUAGGAGGUACUUGAACAGUGUAAACAAGGCGAUAGACAAGUUAAGGAAGGCAGGGACCCUCAAGAGGCAGGAAGCACUGACCGCAAAAGCCACCGAUGUCGCCAUGGCGCGCUUCCACGGUCGGCCAAAAGUGCAUAAACCGGGAGUACCUCUACGCCCCAUAGUCUCAUUACGCGGCAACCCGACCUUUGGACUGUCGAAAGGGCUUUACCAACGAUUCCGUUUCCUGACUAAGGAUUCUGAAUGGACGGUGAAAUCAGGUGAGCAGUUUUUGAGGAGUAUCAGGCAUCUAGAAAUAGAGCCAGACGAGAUGAUGGUGUCGUUUGAUGUGGUCUCCUUAUUCACCUCCAUUCCAACCGACCUGGCCCUCAGCACCAUUGACGAGCUUCUCCAGGAGAAGAACGAUGAAACUAAUCAACGGCUUAAACGAACGCACGUCUUCGAACUCCUGGAAUUGUGCCUUAGAACCUUCUUCAUUUUCAACAACCGGGUUUACGAACAAAAGAAGGGAACACCGAUGGGCUCCCCGCUGGCUGGACUGAUUGCCGAGGCUGUUCUGCAGAGGCUCGGGCGACUGGUCUUCCGUUCGUACUACCCAAAAUUCUGGGCCAGAUACGUCGACGACACAUUUGUCGUAAUCAAGAGGAACGACGUUCAGGACUUCAAAUUCUUGUUGAACUCAAUAUCCCCCGACGUCCAAUUUACAAUGGAAGAGGAGGACAACAACCAGUUGCCCUUCCUUGACGUAAACGUCACAAGGAUGGCUAAUGGGGGAUCAGAACUACGGUAUACCUAA